AUGUACUCUGCAUCUCAUCCUUCUCCUCGCCAUGUACUUUGCAUCUCAUCCUUCUCCUCGCCAUGUAAUUUGCCUCUCAUCUUUCUCCUCGCCGUGUACACUGCAUCUCAUCCUUCUCCUCGCGAUGUAAUUUGCAUCUCAUCCUUCUCCUCGCCAUGUUAUUUGCAUCUCAUCUUUCUCCUCGCCAUGCAAUUUGCAUCUCAUCUAUCUCCUCGCCGUGUACACUGCAUCUCAUCCUUCUCCUCGCCAUGUAAUUUCAUCUCAUCCUUCUCCUUGCCGUGUGAUCUGCGUCUCAUCCAUCUCCUCGCCGUAUACUCUGCAUCUCAUCCUUCUCCUCGACAUUUAAUUUGCAUCUCAUCCUUCUCCUCGCCAUCAACUCAUCCUUCUCCUCGUUAUGUAAUUUGCAUCUCAUCCUUCUCCUCGCCAUGUAAUUUGCAUCUCAUCCUUCUCCUCGCCGUGUACUCUGCAUCUCAUCCUUCUCCUCGCCGUGUGAUCUGCAUCUCAUCCUUCUCCUCGUCGUGUACUCUCCAUCUCAUCCUUCUCCUCGCCGUGUACUCUGCAUCUCCUCCUUCUCCUUGCCAUGUAAUUUGCAUCUCAUCCUUCUCCUCGCCGUGUAAUUUGACUCUCAUCCUUCUCCUCGCCGUCUGUCCUUCCCUCGUUAUAUACUCUUCCUCUUAUCCUUCUUAUGUUCUCUACGUCUUCUCACCCACUCUUUAUGGACAUUACAUCGUAUAUCAUCUGCUUCUCAUCCUUCACUCGUUCUCAUCCUUUUCUCUUAUCUUCUUUAUUCCUUCUUUUUCCUUCUCUACUUUUGUUCUCAUUCACUUUUAA
This is a messenger RNA of Acanthosepion pharaonis, 831 nucleotides long. NCBI's taxonomy places the organism in Eukaryota, Metazoa, Mollusca, Cephalopoda, Sepiida, Sepiidae. The record is from the annotation of a GenBank genome assembly.